AUGGCGGCUGUCACUGCCAAUUCAAUGGCUCAUCAGAUACCUCCAAUGUCCAUCCCUACCAUGCCACGCAUACGCCCUCCUAGAAUGUUAAAAGGAGAACCUCACCCUAAUCAAGCUCUUCAACCAACGAUCGUACCCAAAAAAGCCAAUAUAAAAUGGGUUCAGGGCAAAUGGCGGGCGGGAGGAUCCAAUGCGGCCAAGAAUAAAGCAGCCACGCAAGACAUUCAAGUUGCAAAGGCGCUCCGACAUCAGAACCACGGUCUAGAUAUCUAUGCCUACCGUCAUAUUCGAACUAAUCAAGUUGUGUACAGCCUGACGAGGACUUUGCAGGAAACAAAAAUCCUCAAGCAGCUGCUUUACCACGGCAAGAAGACUGUGCCUGCAUCGAUACGCCCGGAUAUGUGGACGCCAUACUUCUCCAUACACUUUCCACCUACUGCCGCAGGAGCGUUAGAGGGCCUUUUUACUUUCCAGAAACUCCGCGAGCUGUCGACGCAAAGACAACUAUCACCGCCUGAAGACUUGAUCAAAGCUACACAAGAGGACAUAGAUGUCGUGAAAUCGAAGCUAGGAUCUCCUGUGACUCUUCAGGAGAUGGCCGUUCGUGAUGGGCUCGUUGGGAAGAUCCCCAAGCUUGACGAAAUCCUGCCGAAGAAGUUACGGGCACGAAGAUUGAUGGAUCAAAAAGCCACCAGUGUCGCCGACGCAGCAUUUGUGCUUGACUGGAUAUCCUCGGGGCCCAGUCCUUGGGAGAAAGUGACGAUGGUGGAAACAAACCGGCUGAUAAACGCCUCGAAAAUGACAAAUCGAGCACGGAGGCGCAUCAACAAGAUACGGAAGGAGCUGGAAAGAAAAGCCGCAGAGAUUCGAAAACGGGCGGCACUGGCUCUCCAGGAUCUGCCCGCACACGAGCGGGCACUCCUGCCUCUCACGCGCAACACGGUCCAGCACCUCAGUAUGGAGCACCACGGCAUAGUCCGCGGACGUAGACUUGACGUUGUGGAAGGCGAAAACUCCAAUGAUCUGAAGGGGCCGAAGGAAUACGAUUCCGAACAGUUACGGGAAGAACUGAAACAGCAGAAUUUUGAUGUCUUCAGGCAACGCCAACAGGUCGCGAAAGCAGCGGAGCAGGAAGCUAUGAAAGAAUGGUUCAGUCGUAACGACGUCCCGGUCACCGAGGUCGGCUCGGUCUGGGAACAAGUUUCCGCCGCUAGAGAAUCAGCUCUCAAGGCAUUUGACGCCCAAGAAAGGUCCGACGGACAAGCUAUGGAGAGUCAGACACCGACGUCGAAAGAACCGCAAGCGAGUACAGGCGCGAACCAGUCACACGGCACCAUCUCGAAACCCGAGUGGGCCAGCAAACCGCGUGAAAUCAAGAUGUACUGGGCGGACUUGAAUGACGGACUCUUCGCAACUUCCUGGCCACGAAAUGUCGUCCACGGCGCCCUGGCACCUUUUGGCCUAGCGAAAGCUUGGAAGACGAAACUCGGACUUGAUGACGAGGGCGAAUUCCCGAGGGGAGAGCCGCAGCAACAAUACCAGGCUGUUGUGUCCAAGAGCGUGCAUGUUAUGGGCAGCGGAGUAAGUGAUGGGUGGAUGCCCCAGGAGAUGGCCAACGGACAUACGCAACCGCCAUUGUGGGAACAACCGCUGUCGACAGAGAACGGGGAAGAGACAGCGGGGUACCCGACUGAGCAGGCGGAGAUGCAGGAGUUCGGAGCUGGCUCGCCUGAAGACAAAGUCGUAUACAGGUCACCGGCGGAGCAGUAUGAAGAUGUGGUGGUUGAGACUAGGCCGAGGGGUUUGUGGGGACGGGUCAAAGGGCUUCUUGGUCGAUGA
Molecule: messenger RNA, 1839 nt
Organism: Fonsecaea erecta
Lineage: Eukaryota; Fungi; Ascomycota; Eurotiomycetes; Chaetothyriales; Herpotrichiellaceae
Exons: 2
Coding region: 1-1839 (612 amino acids)
Biological process (GO): positive regulation of mitochondrial DNA replication; DNA recombination
Cellular component (GO): nucleus; mitochondrial large ribosomal subunit
Molecular function (GO): single-stranded DNA binding; DNA strand exchange activity; structural constituent of ribosome
Source: RefSeq, a predicted model, not a curated record